Closterium sp. NIES-67 is the source of this 415-nucleotide messenger RNA. NCBI's taxonomy places the organism in Eukaryota, Viridiplantae, Streptophyta, Zygnematophyceae, Desmidiales, Closteriaceae. The record is from the annotation of a GenBank genome assembly.
AUAUUGUGCUUGUGAAGAUGUGCUUGGAUUGUGCAUGACAUCGAGCACAUUCCAACGAGCCAGGAAUUGUUGGAAUCGGAGCACAUAUGAAGAAGUUACGAAGAAAUGUUUGAUGGAUUUGUUACAACUCAUUGGAAGUCCUUGUCAGCUGCUACACCAAAGUUGGAGAGCCCUAUAACGAGGAGGGACCAGCAUGUGUGGGACUUUUGUCCCCACCCUGCAGCUGCAGCAUUUGGGGUUUGGAGGCCAACCUGGCACAGUGUGAAUUUUGUCUUGCCAGGCUGGCUGAACCUGAGGAUGGGGGAGUCAAGACUUUGACUCUUAUCAUGUUCUUGACCAUGGGCCUCCAGGGUCCUUCCAUUUCAUCCUUCCCUUCCUACCCCACCUUCCAACUGUGCUUCAAUGCCUUUUCCAU